AUGGUGGAGAGCUCUGCGAGUUCGGAUCCGGAUCCGGGUCCGAACCGGCCCUCGUUCAAGUCGUUUUGGAAGAAAUCCAAGCAGGUGUUGGGCGCGAAGACGAUUAGAUUUGUCGACAGCAAUCCCACGAAGGAGUCGGGCCCAGACAAGGCGCAGCUACGGCGUGCUCAGGUACGGAGAGCCCAGAUGCAGCACCGGCAGCGCAAGGCCAGCUACGUCAGGCAGCUCGAGAUGGACGUUGCGCGCAUCCGCGGCAUGAUCGAGGCCGCCGAGCGGGAGAGCCAGGUGCUGCUCGAUGAAAACCAGGCCAUGAGGGCGCAACUACGGAACGCCGCAGCGACGGACGUGUCCCUGCCUGUGUCCCUGCCUGUGUCCAUUCCCAUGUCCCCGGACACGGUCGCAAGUCUCCGGCAAGAGCUCGACGCCGUCACCAUCACCCUCGGCUUUGACGAGAUCAUGGACGCGCCAGCCUUCUACAUCAGCAGCCCGCCACCUCCGGCUUACCCCUGUCCACCCUUUCCACGGCCAGCCGCGCCAUCCCCAGCGGCCCUUCCCGACCUGACCCCCUCGGAAACCCAAGCAGCGAUCAACUUCAUCCUCGCCCUAGAGCACAUCUGCCGCGACCAUUUCCACCCGUCGCUCUACCACCCACCAGCCCCAGAAGACGCCGACGACGCCGACGGCAGCGCGCCGCCCCCACAACACAACAACCCCUUUGACUUUUUCCUAGGCAACGACUCCAACGGCCACACCCUCAUGGCAACCAGUCUGGCCCUGCGCAACGCCCCAGCGCACAUCUUCAAGGCCGCGGCGCGCACCCGUCCCCUGCCGGGCGUCAACCUUAUCUCCCGUCGGCCCUCCGUCCCACCAUUACCACCACCACCUCCUCCUCCCCCUGCACCAUCUUCCUCCCCGCCGCCUCCUCCUCCUGCUGCCCAUCCCAGUGCUGCUGCUGAUGAUAGCACGGGACUAUCAUGGAAGACAUCCGGCCUGACACUGAGAUCGCUCUACGGGCUGGCAUGCUCGCUGAACCCCCCGUCCUUGGCGGACGGCGGCGAGAUUACGCCCGUGCAGGCGUGGUUUGAGCUAGUGGCGCGCUUUGGCGCGGCCACGCUCAUGCAGGAAGGCGUGCUAGACCAGCUGAAGCGCGGGUUUGUCCGGGCGGUGAAGUGUCCGCAUUUCGGGGCGAGCAUGAAGAGGCGGGAUUUUGAGCGCAUUGUUGGCCUGGUGAUAGGGAAGCAUGGUUGGUGA
This is a messenger RNA of Chaetomium strumarium, 1251 nucleotides long. RefSeq lists its product as uncharacterized. Gene Ontology annotation, biological process: regulation of DNA-templated transcription. NCBI's taxonomy places the organism in Eukaryota, Fungi, Ascomycota, Sordariomycetes, Sordariales, Chaetomiaceae. Gene Ontology annotation, molecular function: DNA-binding transcription factor activity. The transcript has 2 exons. The record is from RefSeq and is a predicted model, not a curated record. Bases 1 to 1251 code for a protein of 416 amino acids.